AUGGACGGAGACUCAGAAGAGAGUGUAUAUAAUCAUGAUGAAUUAACACGAAUAAUUUAUAGCAAUCAUCAAAUACGUCAUAUGGUGCAACAAAAAACAAAUGAAUUUUCAUCAUUACAAAGAGACUUUUUUAAAGCUUUGGGGAAUGAACGGUUCGAUUCUACGUUAGAGCAAAAGUCAAAGCUCUUAACUGAUUCGUUGAAACUUGACUCAUUAAAUGAACAAGUUACAGCCGAUAAGGUACAAUUAGCGUUAGUCGGAGAAAACUCAUGUGGUAAAACAGCGCUAGUACAUUUUCUUUUGGAUUCUGGCCAAUUUCUUCCGUCAGAUGUUGGAUCAGUUAGUGCACGUGUUAUUCGUUUAACUUAUUCAAGUGAUACAGAAUCAUGUUUACGUGUUUAUGAAUCAUUAGAGAAACGAAAUGAAGAACCGACUGAUCAAAUUAGUUUAAGAGAUUGUUUUCUCGAUUCGGAACCCGACUGGAACGCCUUAAAAAAUGUGAUUGAAUCCUAUGUUAAACGACCAGAUGCAGAAAAAGUUGAAAAGGAUUCCUAUCAGUUUGCAGAAUGGGCUAAAAGGUUUGUUGAAAUACGAAUACCAUCAAAAUUUCUCAAACUGGGCAUAGAUUUAUAUGACACACCUGGUUUAUUAUAUUCUGAUCCACCAAUUUUAAAAAAAAAUCUACAUGAUCUCGUUAAACUAAUUCGACCAACAGUAGUUUUUAUGUAUGAGAAUCCAUCCGUGCCGACUGUUACAAAAGACUGCUUUUUAGCACUAAAAGAAGCACUUGGUAAACAACUCGAGGAUACGAAUAUAUUUUUCUUAAAUACAAAAGUUGAUAUUGGCUCGUUAAUUACUAACGGUACAAACAUAAGCAAAGCAGAAUUCGAAAUAAUAAUAUUGAAUAAAGCACGACAAAGUCGCAAAGAUCUUCUUUUGAAAGCACCUGGAAUGGCUCAAGAAAUAGAUGAUAAUAACGGAUUUAAUAUUAUUUCUGUCGAUUCCGGAUGGAGUCCAUUAGGAGAAAUAAUGAAUAAAAUAACCAUUAAUCAUAUAAUCCAAUUUGUUGCGAAUGCCGAUUUGAAAUGUAAAAUUCGAGAGAAAUCAAUUAAAAUUAGUACUCCUUUAAAAAAUGCCACUCCGUCUGAUAUUGCUCAACAGUAUCUUAGUGAUAUACGAUCAGGAUUCAUCAAUCAGAAAAAUUAUCUCAAUGAAAUAUUUCAAGUUUGGUCUGACCAAAAAGCUAGUCAGUUACAUGAAAAAAUAGAUCAGCAAUAUGAGUUAGCGGAAAAUUUUUUACCUCAAAGAGAAAAAGUAUUCAAUACAGUGAACAAAUAUGCUGAAAACUAUGCUUAUAUCGAAUGUAAAAUGGUUAUGGCACGCGACCUAAUGACCUUCAAUGGACGUUCUCCAACUGUGAAUAGUGUACAACAAAUAUUUGCUAAUGAAAAUAGAUUCUGUGAGUUCUAUCCAGCUGAAUGGUUUGAAAAAAAGAAUUUAAUUGUUAAGAAAAUCAAAGCUCAUGGCAAUAACUUAAAAUAUUUAGACGCACAUUAUCAUCGAAAAGUAACUCAAUUAGACCAUUUACGUUUUCUUCAAUUACUACAUCUUUAUGAAAAUGAAAACAGCGAAUUGUGGAUGUUCUUUCCAAAAUAUGAAUCUGUAGAAAAUAAUAUUGAAACAUUGACAGUUAAUAGUAUGUUCAAAAUUAUAUUAACAGUUGCACAAUGUAUUGAAAAAAUGCAUGCAAGUGAACUAGUUCAUGGAAAUAUCAACUUUCAAACAAAUUUACCUAAAUUGCCGCGAAAUGACGUCUUAGAAGAACUAUACAAUGAAUCAUUGAAAUCACCUGAUUCGAACAUUUUAGAUAAAAAUCCGUUUCAUGAACGAGUUCAAUUGGUCAUUUGUGGACCUAAUUCAAGUGGUAAAACAACAUUUUUGCAUUCAUUUCUUGAGAUAAACAAUAUCUUACCAAUUGAUGCCGGUCCAGUCACUGCUCGAAUAGUAAAAUUUACUUAUGCUUCUCCCUCAGACGCAUGUUUGUUUGUCUAUCCAUCAAUUCAGCAAACAUAUUCGGAACGCUACCAACCAGAAGAAAGGGUAUCUUUAGCCGAAUACUUCACAACUCCAACCAUAGAUUGGAAAGGAAUCGGAGAAGCUAUAUAUUUACAUGUUGCCCGACCUAAAGUUAGUGAAAAUGAAUUUACUAAUUGGGCAAGAAAAUAUGUCGAAAUACGAAUCCCUUCACCAACGCUUGAAUUGGGCAUUGAUGUCUAUGACACACCGGGUUUAUUGUUUCAUGAUUAUGAAAUACUCAAAAACAAUCUACGGGAAUUAGUUAAAUAUAUUCGGCCUACACUUGUCUUCUUGUAUCCAAAUUCAACAUUUGAUAAGGAUGCGAAUGAAAGUUAUUUGACAAUUCGAGCAGCACUGCAGGACCUUGAACAACUUCCUAUAUUUUAUUUGAAUACGAAACAAGAUAUAACAACUUUAUUUAAUGGAGCAGGUAUCAUUUCGAAUCGAAAAAGUGCUUUUACAGUGCGUAAAUAUCAAGAAAUUUUUCCGAAAGAAAGGUUGAAACGUUAUCAUACGCUUUAUGAAGCGAUUGGAAUGGCGAAUAAUUUACCAAAAAUAGAAAAUGAUGCAGGCUCAUUAUCAAAGAAAGAUUACUCAACUUCGACUAAUUAA
Molecule: messenger RNA, 2688 nt
Organism: Rotaria sordida
Lineage: Eukaryota; Metazoa; Rotifera; Eurotatoria; Philodinida; Philodinidae
Source: the annotation of a GenBank genome assembly